Molecule: messenger RNA, 2488 nt
Organism: Ricinus communis (castor bean)
Lineage: Eukaryota; Viridiplantae; Streptophyta; Magnoliopsida; Malpighiales; Euphorbiaceae
Exons: 4
Coding region: 74-2323 (749 amino acids)
Biological process (GO): defense response; signal transduction
Source: RefSeq, a predicted model, not a curated record
CAUAGCCAGUCAACUCACUAUACUUUUCUAACAUCACAAAACACUACCAACUAGUUAAUAACUAGAUUCUGCAAUGGCAGCGGAGGGCAUUGAAGAACUCCCUCGUUCUUAUCCUCAUCCUCCUCCCUCUGAUCUUCCACUGCCACCGCCACCUCCUUCUCAGCUUUCUUCCUGGAGAUACGAUGUUUUUCUCAGCUUUAGCGGUCAAGACACCCGCGAGAACUUCACUGACCAUCUCUACACUGGUCUAGUUGAGAGAGGCAUCAAGACAUAUAGAGAUGAUAAGAAACUAGCAAGGGGAAAUGUCAUUACCGCAACCCUUCUACGAGCAAUCGAGAGAUCGAGGAUGUCCAUCAUUGUUUUCUCCAAAAAUUAUGCUGCUUCGAGAUGGUGCUUGGAUGAGCUUGUAAAGAUUGUUAAAUGCAACAAGCUUACGGGACAUAUGAUUUUACCAGUUUUCUUGAAUGUAAAGCCAGAUCAUGUAUCUAAGCAAACUGGUGCUUAUAGGAAAGCUUUUAGAGAUCAUGAAAAGGAGUUCAAGAAGAAGAGGGUUGAUAAGUGGAGGAAUGCUCUUAAAAAGGUUACUGACGUAAGUGGAUGGGACAAGGACAAUUACAGAUCUGAGUCGAAGUUAAUCAAAAUAAUUGGACAUAAGAUAUUACGUAAACUGAGAAAAGCAGGCCCAAGUGUUGACAAGCAACUACACCAAUUGGAUUCCAAAGUAAAGGAAAUGAAUUUGAAGUUAUAUGAAGAGUUGGAUGAUAUUGGUACCAUAAGGUUCUGCGGGCUGCGGUGGGGCAGAAAAAUAUGGGAUAGUGCUCAAGAAAACAAUCUGACAAGGAAAAGGCAGCACUCCAAACAGGUUCAUGUAAUUGUUGAUGAAGUGUAUAAAUUAGAACAAUUGGUAUCUUUUUCUAGAAAGCAAGAUUGGUUUGGCCCUGGAAGCAGAAUCAUCAUAUCAUCUGGUGAUCCCAGUGAAAAUAUCAUGGAUGUUCUUCAUAUAAGUUUUGAUGGACCGACAGGUAGGGACAAGGUCAUUUUCUUGGACAUUGUGUGUUUCUUCAAAGAGAUGAAUGAAGAUCAUACAAUGAGAAUUAAGAAGCUACUAUUUGGUGGUGGCUUGCACAUAAGCAAUAUUGGCACAAAGGUUCUUAUUGAUACAUUUACAAUAACCAUUUCUGAUGAUCACAAUCUCUUGAUCCACGACAGAAGACACAACAUGCUGGAAAUAAGGGAGAUUGAUGGAUUGACAUGGAAAGUUUUCCCUUCAAAACCUAAGUCUACCAAAGGCACAAACAGUUUAGAGCCACAAUCAAAUGGUGCCCCACUAACUCAAGUCUCCAAGCCUCGAUCGGAAGUGGAAGAUAGUACGGAACCAUCUAAGACAGAAGCUACUCCACUGAAAGAAACCUUCUUCCUGCACAAAUUUCAAAAGGAGCCAACAACACCUGAAACCGGAAUACUAUCGGUUCCUGAAACUCUCGUGAGUUUGCAGCAAAUUCCAGUAGGAGAUGAAAUUGAAGCAAUAAAGGCAAAAACACAUGUCUAUGCAAAUGCGACACCUGCACAGGCUGAAAAAGAGGCAGAAGAAGAAGCCACGUCUCCACCAGAUGGUCCAAAAGCUCCAGGCUGCUCAACUGUGUUGUCUUCCCAGUCUUCUUCGGGUGUGCAACUGCCAAAUGUGCUCGGUAAGCUUUCAGACGAAACCAAGACUGGAUUAUCUUCUAGUCCUGCUCUCAGCCGGGACAUCUUGCAAGAAAAGAAACAAGCAUUAGGAGGAUACCUCAACAUGUCAUUAGAAGCUAUCAAUCAAGCUGGCAUCUUUAAUCAAAUUAAGGAAACUGUGUGCAGCCUGGUUCAGCAUGUUCCUGAUUUAUAUGAGAGGGAAAAUCUCGAAAAGCUGAUGUCUCGUUUAGCAGAAUUCAAAGAGAGUGUCCCUGGAACUGUGAUCACUGCAGAAACUGCCCAAGUUCAAAGGAAAUCUCUACUGGGAAAGUCCAAAGAGCUCAGUGCAAGUCUAUUGGAAGAACAAGAAAAGCUCAGUUCUUUAGAAGUUAAACUUUCCAGGAUAACAGAAGAAGAGGAAAGAUUAGAGAUGGAGAUUCAGGAACUGAUCGCCAGAAAGGAAAAGCUACUAGAUAGUAAAAGAUUAACUGCAUUGCAAUUGGAAAGAACCAAUAAAAAAGCGUCCAAGGAUCAAGCAAAUUGGAAUAAGAUGGAGGAACAAAUCAAGCAAGCAAAUGACAACUACUACGAGGCAAAGGAGAAACUAGCUUUGGCCAAUGCAAGCUGGAAAUUCUUCAAGGAAUGCCUCGAGUUAUAACUAACGGCGUAUGUAAAAGCUUUAUCCUUUCAUGCCAAAAUUUUCCCAUUCAUGUCAAUUUUGUUGUCUUCAGUUCUUGGUUACUGUAUCAAGGUUAUGAAGCAAUGAAUAUGAUAACAUGGUCUGACCUGCAAAUCCAUCAAUUGAAUAACGUUUCUGCUUAAA